CUAUAGACAUGUUGACUGGCUGCAUUAACUUUCCUCUAAGUUUUUGUCAGUUAACUCGAUCAAAAGAUGAACUUAUUCAGAAGGUGUUUCCAGAUGUUUCUCAAAAUUACAGAAACCAUGAUUGGUUGAGCGAACGAGCUAUACUGGCUGCAAAAAACAUAGAUGUAAAUGAAUUAAAUUUCAAAAUUCAAGAACAAAUUACAGGCGAAUUGAUGAUAUAUAAAUCAGUUGAUUCGGCUACUAAUCAAGAUGAUGUAGUCAACUAUCCACCGGAAUUUUUAAACUCGCUGGAUUUGCCAGGAUUGCCACCUCACAAUCUUCAAUUAAAGGUUGGAUCGGUGGUUAUAAUGUUGCGAAAUAUCAACCAACCGCGUCUUUGCAACGGUACACGGUUAGCGAUAAAAAAAUUACUAAACAAUGUGAUAGAAGCAACUAUACUCAAAGGAAAGUAUAAAGGAGAAGAUGUUCUCAUACCGCGCAUCCCAAUGAUUCCGACUGAUGUGCCAUUUGAGUUUAAACGACUACAGUUUCCAGUGCGUCUUGCUUUUGCUAUGACUAUAAACAAGUCACAGGGGCAAUCAUUAAGUGUUUGUGGUAUUAAUCUAGAAAACCCAUGUUUCUCACAUGGUCAAUUGUAUGUUGCCUGUUCCCGUGUUGGAAAACCAUCAGAUUUGUUUAUCUAUGCGCCAGGUAAUCAAACAAGAAACAUCGUAUACCACAAAGUACUACAAUGAUAAUAAUAAUAAUUAUGAUUCACAUGAUUAACAAUAA
Messenger RNA from Aphis gossypii (cotton aphid), 771 nucleotides. Its product is annotated as ATP-dependent DNA helicase pif1-like. The coding region runs from base 9 to 734 and encodes 241 amino acids. The record is from RefSeq and is a predicted model, not a curated record. The transcript has a single exon. NCBI's taxonomy places the organism in Eukaryota, Metazoa, Arthropoda, Insecta, Hemiptera, Aphididae.